ACAAAAGUUCCUUUCCAACAUGGCGGCGCACAUGUUCAAGUCCUUUUGUCACGUUUUGCUGGUGGUGCGUGUUUCAAGACCUUGAGAAUCGCCUGUUUUGGUGUCCUUGCUGGCGCGCCGGCGUGCGCGCCGCUGAGCAAAAACGAAAUGACUUCGAUCGGCGAGCCUUUCGUGCUCGCCACAGUCACGAACGAAGCGGACGCGUUUCGCGGCUUUUGCGUGCAACCGGGACCGUCGGACUCGUCGGUGAUCGUGACGCACGGGCAGCUGUCGGCUUCCCUCGUGGAACUCGAAGGGCGCCCGUUCAAGAUCAGGACAUGGCACACGUCGCACGCCGAACCUUUCACGUGCCCCGUCGUGUACGACGCGCUCCGGUCCAAGUACGUGGCCGCGAGCCGCAAGAGCUUGCUGAUCCUGCCGCCUCAAGAUGCCCCCUCCGGCGAUACGGAGACACGUGAGCGCAUCGCCGUACCGGACCGCGUUUUCUCGGUUCUUCACAGAACCGGCGGCGAGCCCCUGAUCGUGUUGGACAGCGGUGUCUGCGUGACGCUAACGGAACUGCAAGCGUCGGGCAAACGUUUUCGCUCGACGAAGCUGCGAGUAUGCGGCGAGGACGAGGAACUCGUCCAAGCAGAGGCGGCCAUGGAAACCGGCCGCAAUGGCUUGGCGACGUCGCUGCUGUCCGUCUCGAUCGCCGCUAAAGCGGCUGGGUCGUACCGGUGCCGUUUGUUCCGCGUAGGAGACGCGGCAAUCGAACAGAUCUCCGAGACUUCGGUCUCUAAAAGCGACAGGCCCUCUGUCUGCCUAUUCGGCGGCGAUCUGCUGAGUUUGGGCGAAGACGGAUCGCUGUCCGGCCGCAAGCUGCCGUUGUCGAGCGUCGACGAAGCGGCGGGCGCGUUUCUGGCGGCCCUAGACGACAGCCGCGUGCUCGUCGGCCUGCGAGACAGGGGUCUGGUGUGGAACGUAAGGUUUGGCACGCUGGAGGUGUCGAGGACUCUGGAGCCGCAGACGGCGGCGAAGCGAUGGGCGCUGGUCGGAAACGACGUGGCGUGCUUCGUCGUAGCCGGCGGUGCCGUCGCCGGCAACAACAACAACGUUAUGUGCGUGUCUGUGAAGCUGGGACGGUCCACCCUCUGUCAGGUCGUCGGGCUCGGAGCCCGAGCCGAAGGCAGUGUACCGACAGCAUCGGCGGUCGCCGCGAAAAUCUGCGCCGGCGACGCCGGUAGCGUGGUGGAGCAGUUGGCACCGCUUGCUGACACACUGCCGGAGCGGGACCUCGUAAUGCUAGUGAAACGCCUGUUCCAUACGGGUGCCCCACCCUCGGCCGGAUCCCCAGAAGUCGCCGUCCUGCACAGCCUUCUGCGUUGUCCGCAUACGUGCGAGAUACUUGUGCAGUGCCUUCGUGAAUACUUGCACUCUGAACAGGCCACAGCACUGUUCGUUUAUCUAAUCAGUGUCCUUGAAAGUUACUCUUUAGCUGACCGAGAGGAAAUGCCGCUAGAAAAAGUGAUUGACUGGUUGUCGUGCCUGUUGGACGCUCACUUCAACCACUGGGCCCUGGACACCGGGCCUCUCGCCAUCGGCGAUCUGCUAAGGAGACUGUCGGUGGCGGUGUCGCACGUUCAGGAGCUGUUCGGCGACCUCUGUGAGUUAGAGCAAUGGUUGAUGCUCAUCCUUGGCAGAAUGGACACACUCAAAUUCGAGGACCCGAGCCUAUACACAAUAGAAAUCUUGGAAAUAUGAGCCUCGGGAGUGUGGCUUCCUCACAGUGGGGGAGAGCCAGUCGCUGUGCCAACAAACUCGGCCUAGUCCAGUGGUGGAUGACCCAGACACUGGACGUGUAGUAACACAAAAACGUGGCCUGUUUCGGAGCUGGCGGUCGGGACACUGACGCCGCGUUUUGGUGACGGUCGCCGCUCAGGAUUUUACAAGUGCCUUUCGUCGCUCUCAAAAGACUGCUGUGGAAUAAAGGUGCUUCUGAGAACUUCCA
Messenger RNA from Dermacentor silvarum, 1990 nucleotides. RefSeq lists its product as uncharacterized. Gene Ontology annotation, biological process: maturation of SSU-rRNA. The transcript is spliced from 2 exons. The record is from RefSeq and is a predicted model, not a curated record. The coding region runs from base 148 to 1743 and encodes 531 amino acids. Gene Ontology annotation, cellular component: nucleolus. Gene Ontology annotation, molecular function: RNA binding. Lineage: Eukaryota; Metazoa; Arthropoda; Arachnida; Ixodida; Ixodidae.